GGGACAGGGGGCCCGUCGAGGAGAGGAGGAUUUCGCGUCCGUAUACGUUUUCCGACGUGCGCUCGACGGAGAGGCUUCCGUAAUUGGACAACGUAACGUCGUUCGCCGUCGGAGGCCAUCCGUCGAUCUCUCUACCGCCGGUCUCCGUGUAGUUCUCUAUCUCUCGGACCCUCCUCUCUCUCGUUCGGUCUCUCGCCCGGUCCGCUCGCCCAACCCCCGUCGUCUUCGGGACGCCCGGUGUUGUAGCACCGCCGUACUCGCCUCGAUACGUAGAGACACGUAUAACGUCAAACUAUUUUUCGCGGUGCGCGAGAAAGGAGCGAGAGAGGGGUGCCCCGCUCCAUCUCCCCCAACUGGGUCUCGAGAAAGCAGACGAAGGGAACUUGACAACUUGGAGACGGACAGCCUUCAACGCGCGACAUCCCUUUCCUCCGAGGGACAGGCCUUCCCGGCUUCAGUCACGGGCGACGUCAAGGCGGUUCGCCUAUCACCGCAGUGGUAACAGCCCUCCAGGAUACUUCCGGGACUUGGAAUUCGAUUCGUCCGAGGCUAUCCCACGGCUCGUGGUACCCAGGAAUAUUGCUGGGGGAGUGUAACGAGUAACCAGCAAUGAGUACCACGGAGCCUACUGGGGAGGGUGGAGGAGGAGGGGGAGGAGGAGGAGAAGGAGAAAGCGCCACAAUGACUAAUGUCGAGCAGACUCCAUCCCCAAGUACGCCAAUUACUGGCACCUCCGUACCGAUGCAGGCGGCAGCUCAACAGCAACAGCAACCGCAACAACAUCCGCCACCGUCGCCCUUGAGUGGCUGCUACCUUCUCGUGGUACUUCCUGAGCCUCAUACCGCACAACAUAAGGACCUCAUCCUGAAUCGCCUCGCAAAAGGUUUUCUAUCAUGGGACAAGGACAGUUGUCACGUAGAUCUGGAGAAGGAAUUAUUGGCCUUAGUAGCGCAAGCCCCCGAAGGCGAAGAAGCCAGAAAUGGCGAAAGAUUGAUUCAAUAUGCCACCGAGAACCUCGUAACGGAAGUUCUCAUUCACCCACAGACGAAUACAUUAUUACAGUGUAUUCGCAAUCUCCUCGCAAGCUUCACGAAACAUCGGCACAUCAUACACGCUGGAUACACAUUCGGUGGUAAUGGUUCCUGGAUACUACAGGAUGGAACCUUCAGUCUCGCAGACUUUCUGGAUGCGUUCAGCGAACAUGAGGUGCAAAGAGUCCUUCGUGCCUACGAGAAUAGCGUUACCGUAGAUAUACAUUGCGCGGGUGUCGGCGAUUGGACGACAAAUCGAUUGUCGAAAGAGGCUUGUUGCAGAUCUUGCAGAGUCAGAGUAAACCCCGACGAUGUUCUCACAGCCGGCGUGCCAGCUAUCAUGAGUUUUACUAAUUACAUCGGACAGUACCUUGUGUCGCAAACACUGGAUCAGCUCAUGGAACCGUCCGACGUCGUUGGAAACAUUAGAUUUAGCCAUCCAACCUUAUACGUCUUCCCCGGUGGGCAAGGUGACGCCGCGCUUUUCGGUAUAAACGGCUUCAACAUGCUCGUCGACGGCGGCUUUGCUAGGAAAGCAUGUUUUUGGGAUUUCACCAGGCAUCUCGACCGAUUGGAUGCUGUUCUAGUCACUAGGAUAAAUAAUAGUAACAUCGGAGGCAUGUUUAGCGUUCUUCGCAAGAAGAAGGAGAUGCACGUCUAUCCUCAGAUCGGCCAUUUCUUCUGUAACUUAGUCGAAAGAAGACAAUCAAAUUCACCCGACGGCGAUAAGGACAUUGAUCCGCUCAUUUUCAAUCUCACUGAUAUUGGACAAGAGAUGGUGAUGAAUCUUCGACACAUUAAUCUUCGCGCCCAUCCUUGCUACAGAGAUCCCGAUCCGAUCAACCUCUAUCAUAAGGUGGGCCACGGCACGCUGGAUAUGUACGUGCUCAGCCCGAGCAAGGACAGUCGCGAAGUGCGCGAAUUCUUGGCGAAGUGGCACACGUCAGAUUCGAAGCUGUUUGCAGGUUCUCAUAAGAAAGAUUCGAACAAUCUCACAUUCCCGAUACAGAAUCUUGUGUCGAUAUGCGCGCUUCUAGUUUGGCAACCGGCCAAUCCCGAAGAUAACAUCACGCGGAUUCUCUUUCCCGGUAGUACGCCGCAACAUAAAAUCUUCGAAGGUUUUGAACGAUUAAAACAUUUGGACUUUUUAAAGCAUCCAGUAUGUUCAGCGAAGACUCUGUCACCGUCAGUGUCUUUAGCGACACUCAGAGAUAAGCCAACCAAGCAAAAACUUAGUCUUAUCGAGAGGGAACCCAAGAAAAUUUUGGAGUCAAAGAAAGAGAAGAGAGAACCAUCGGAGCCCAAGUCCAUCAAGGCCGCAGACGAGACUAUACCCAAGAGCAUCCCUCAAUCGACAAUUAUACCUGCUAGUAAACCUAAGACCGAAACGAAGACGAAGAAAGUUGUGGAAAAUAAGAAGAUCGAGACUGAGGCAAAAGAGAAGAAAAUUGAAAAAGAACUGAAAGAGGUGAAAAAGGAGCCCAAGAAAGUGGAGAAGCCCGAAAAACGAGAAGACGAUGUGAAAAAGACUGAUUUAAUCAAAGCGGAGCCCGAGAAAAUUAAGGAACCUAAAGAACCUAAAGAAUCUAAGGAACCUAAGGAACCAAAGCCCAAGCCAGAACCAAAAAAGAAAGAACCAAAAGAAAGCAAGGUGAAAGUUGAGUUGAAGAAAAGCGAAGUAACUCCGAAGCCGAAGUUGAUUGAGAAAAAAGCCAAACCUUCUGGUGCAGAGAAAAGAGACGCUGUGAAAUCCUCCCCGACUACUCCGAAGAAGACUCUGAAUGGUGCUGCAACAAAGACAGAGAUAUCGAAAGCUGUACCGAAAGUGAAACCGGCGGUCAAGGUUGCUCCAAGUCUUCCAGCCAAGAGUGCUAAGGAAGCUAACAACAGGAAAGUAGUGGAACAGAAGAAAUCUGAAGUCGAGAAGUCUGCCGUGAAGGAUUCUGCAGCGCCAAUUGUCAAGGUGACCGCAAAACCUAAACCAAUGGACAGGAAGCCGAUCAGUCGUCGCGCGAAACCGGUUAGUCCCAAUAAAGCCCGUAUUCCGGGUAGUCCGGCGAAAUCUACUCGCAGUACUCCAACCGCUUCUGUAAAAUCGGACAAAGACGGUGUUAUUCGUAAAGUGAAGGGCGACAAAGGCACUACCGAUUCAUCCACGGUUUCCACUCCAUCUGGCAUAGAACCAGAAGUUGUAAAACCGAUUGAUAAGAGCUUAAUUGAACAAUCUGAAGAUAUAUCAUUAGAUUCAAUAGAAAGUAAAGUAUUGGCAGAUCUCAAAGAAGAGCGAGAGGUAGUGGAAGAAAUUGAAGCUGUUUUACAAAAGGCGGAAAGAAUCGAAGAAAUCCGAAAGGACGAUCGUUUUGAAGGUGAUGAUGAAAUCACGGCUGAAGCCACUGAUAAGAAAGAGGAGGAUAUUACAGAAGAGGAUGUGACCGCCGAGAUUGAAGAUGUACCUAAGAAGGAAGGUUCUAGAAAAGAAAGUCAGGAAUUGACUGAAGAGGACGAAUAUCUUAUUGUGGAGAAAGAAGAGGUUUACACCGAAGAUUCUGCUCAGAGCGGCGAAGGCGAACAAAAGCACGUUCUUGACGAAGCUCAGUCGGAAAAGGCAAAAGUACUAAAAGACGUGGAGGCAAUGAAGGAAAAGGGCGAGAAGGAGGAACCUGAGGAGAAGGAAAAAGAUGAUAGUCCGGAAAAAAAAGUAGAAAAGAUUUUGGAUAAAGGAGAGAAAGAAAUCGCUGAGUUAUCUUCGGAGCAUAAGGAACAAUUACAGGAAGAAGUAAAAGAGAUAAUUGCAUCCGCAGCCGAAAUCGUACAGAAAGUCGAAGAGAAGGACGAUUCCGGUAAAAAAGACAGCGAGGACGUCACGAAAGAACCAUCCAGUUUAAGUCCGGACAAAUUAGAUUCAUCGGAGAAAAAAACAACCGAUACGGACAUAAAGCCGGAUGUCGAUCAGAAAGAGAAUAUUCUCGAAAAGAUGGAAGAGUCUCAGGAGCGAAUCUCGACAAUAGAAUCGGGGGCCACUACAACUGCUCCGACUUUACCAGAAGACGAGCGAAUACCGUUGGAUGAAAUAAAAGAGGAUAUUGACGAGAAACAUGUUAUUGAAGAAGUAAAAGAGAAGGAUGCUCCUGCAAAGCUGAAAAAGGAAGUCAUUCCGGAAACUGUUAUCGCGGCUGCCAAGCCGGAAGUCAAAGUAUUUGAUGUUCGCCAGGCAAUGCCGAAUUUGCAAAGAGACAUUGUUAAAACACCAGACGAGGUCGCUGAUCUUCCGGUUCAUGAAGAAGUCGAUCCUAAGCUCUACAGGAUGGAAGAUUUCGAGAAGGGAAAAGAGGAGAAACUAUCGCCAACUGCGCAAGAAGAUAAAAAAUCGCCCACUCCGCCUGCAAAAGAGCAGAAGGGUGUUUUUAGUUUCUUUGGCAAGGUAGCGGAUAAAUUUGAAAAAGGUAUCGAUAAAUUGACCAAGAAAAAGAAGGAUUCUGAGAAGGAUUCCGACGAAAAAUCUUCCUCAAAAUCAAGUUCCCCAAAAGAACCAAAAGUGCAAGAGAAGACGGUCUUGGAAGAGGUUGAUAUAGAGAAGGUAUUCCCUAAAAUUGGCAAGGUCGUUGACAAGCCCGAGACAUUCGAAGAGGUGAAACCUACUACUGUUGACGUGAAAGUAGCUGCCAUCAAGGAAACCUCGGCAUUUAUACAGGAAGAGAUAUUGGAUGCACAGAGGAAGAGUGUGCCGGAUAUCGAAGAAAAGCUUCCUACUGAUAAGUUAGAUGAAAUUAAAAAAGUAGAAGCCAAAAUCGAGGAAUCAUUUCUUGCAAAAGACGUAUCACCAGGCGUCGUUUCACCAACAAAAUUAAUUGAAGACAAGGAAAUUGCGAAGGAAAUUGAACUUUUGAAGGAAGAAGAUAUCGGAGAAGAUGUAGAAGAGGUAAAGGCACUUUUGGAAGAAGCUUCGAAAAAAUUCAAAACUGUGAAAGAUAGUUUAAGAGAUUCAUUGGAAUCUUUGGAAGAUAAAAUUAAAGAAGAGAUAGCUGAGAUACAUGAAACGCCAUCCGCUCUGAAAGAUAUAGUAAAGGAUACUUUGGAAGGGGUGGCUGAGAAAUUGGAAGAAAUAAAGCCACAUAUCGAGAGCCACUUGCCCGACAUAAAAGAACCGGAGAAAGUCAAGUUUGCUAUACCAAAAGAUGAAGAAUUCGAAGAGGAAUACGAAGAGGAAAUAGAGGGUCCAUAUAGAGACAUGAAAGAAGCUGUUAGGGAUGUCGGAGAAGUCCUUGCUGGCACUGCCGGUAUCGAGCUCGAAGAUAAACCCAAGGAUGUCAUAGAAAUUGUGAAGAAAGUUGCCGAGGUUCUCAGAGAAGACGAUUUUCUUUUCGACAAAACGUUAUUCGAGCAAGCUCCUAAAAAAGAAGAGAUUUCACCGAUUUCGACGGACAGAAAAUCAUCGAAAGAAGAAAUCUCUCCAAUUUUGACGGAAAGAAAGCCUUCUAUAUCAAGUGAAAAAAUAUCUCCAGAGAAGGUUGCUAAAAUAGAAGAAGAGGAUCUCAAACUUGCUCACGAGGAUAUUGUGAUGCCAAAGAAAGUUGAUGUUACUGAAGUAUUCCCUGUUCAUAAAGAGCUUGAGAAAUUUGAAAAGCCCGACAAACUUCCAUACGAGAAACCUGAUACUCUCGAGGUAAAAGAAGAACCUUGUGUAAAAGUGGUGAAAGAAAAGGACGAUAUAAUAACAUCGCCUAUAAAGGACGUGGCAAAAGAUAAACGAGAUGCGCAAAAAAUUUGUGAGGAGAUAUUAAAAGAUGAUCAACAUAUUUGCGAUCAACAUAAAAAACCAACGGACGAUGAUACAUCUCGAGUAGAUGUAAUGCAGGCUGGUAUCGAGGACGUAUGCGUGAAAGAAGUAGCAAAACGGCCAUCUUUCGAGAAGAAGCUGGAGGACGAGAUAGAAGAAUCCGUGAUCGGCUUCGAGCAAAAGAUUUCGCCGGCGAAGGCGGAGAUAGUGCUGGUGACUCCUGGUUCUACGCCAACUUCGCCAAAAUUUGUCACGGACAAGAUAUAUGACGAAGGACUAGAAAUUGGUUAUCGUGAAUUGCCAGAGGAUAUCAAGCAAAUUCUCAGCAAGGAAGUACCAGUUGAAGAAAUAAUCGAGGAAUUGAUUAUCACAAGAAAGAAGAAGGUUACUAUCGAAGUGAUCGAAUAUAUCAUCGUAACGAAGCGCAUCCCGAGAGAAAGGGUGAUUUACAUUAUCGAAGAGAUUAUCACGAAGAAGGGACUUCCCAGAGAAAGUGUGAUAGACGAUCCAGAGAUUCUGAGGCUGAAGGAAUAUAUUACACUUGAAAAGAGAAUGGAGAUCGAAGAAUAUAUCCUUAACGAAUAUAUUGUUAAAGGAAAACAAAUUACCAUAGAAAUCGUUCAAGAAAUCUCUAUUAAGAAAGUUGUGCCUAAAAAGAUUGUCAUCGAAAUUAUUGAAGAGAUCAUUGUUAAGAGAAAACUUGCUAGGCAUAUGAUAUUAAACGUUCCUGAAGAAGUAUUAUCGGAAAUAAUUCAAGAGAAAUCGCCGGAAGAUUCGUCAGAACAAUCAGCAGAGGAACAGAUAACAGAGGAACAGAAAAUAGACAUACCUGUGAAACAAGAAUUCGCUGCUGAAGUUCCUGAUGCUCCAACCGGAGAAGAAAAACUGACCGAUGAAGGCGUGUUUAAGCCUAUUGAGGAAUUUAUCGUUAAUGAGUAUGUUACUAAAGGGAAAAAGAUUACCGCAUCGACAAUCGACGACAUUUCUAUUCAAAAGACAGUGCCCAAGCAAAUUCUUAUUGAAAUUAUCGAAGAAAUUAUUAUUAAAAAAAAGAUUCCCAGGAACACGGUACUUGAUAUUACGGAGGAAGAAUUAUUAGCAAUUUCUAAAAAGACACCCGAAGAUGAGAAAGAAAAAUUAGUCGCUGAGACACCUAGCGUUCUGAAGACAGAGAUUCCAGAAACGGAAUCGAUAACUUUGCAAGAAAGAGCAGAAGUUGAAGAAUAUAUUAUUAACGAAUAUAUUACUAAGGGAGAUAACAUUAAUAUUAAAAAACUUGAAGAAAUAUGUGGUAAAAAGAAGGUGCCUAAGAGAAUCAUUAUUGAGAUUAUCGAAGAAAUUAUCAUUAACAGAAAAAUUCCGAGACAUACAAUACUUAGUGUAACCGAUGAAGAAUUAUCGCAUAUUAUUAAGGAGGAAGCAAUUCUAGAGCGACCAGAGUCGCAAAUACUGACUGAGAAAACGAAACCGAUCGCAGAAGUGUCCAGCACUGAAGAGAAAAAAAGUCCAAUUGAGUUAAAAAAAGAUAAGAAAGAAGAUGUGCUUGAGCAAGAAAUGAGCGCUGAAGAGGAGUUAUCGGUCACAUCCGAAGAGGAGGACGUUGAGAAGGAAGUGGAUGGAUUUGUUAGUAUACCCAGAAGGAUUUCCGAUACAGCUGAUAUAAAGAAGAAAGCGAUUUCAGAGAUUCCGUCUUCAGUUACGAAGGAACAUGAGAAAGACGUGAUUGACGACUUCGAAGCUGUCGAGCAGGAAUAUAAAGUACGUGAUGUACAAUCUCCCGAGAAAGCGAGCGAGAUGAAAGAAAAAGAAGACAUUGAAGAAUCUGUGGAAGAUACCACAAGUGAAGUGAUCGAAGCAGACGAGAAGUUCGUGCAAGAAACCAAAGGGAAGGUGGGAAUAGAAGAGCUUCAAAUUGCAAAGGAUAUUAAACCAAUUGAUGAGAAACGAGAACUUGUAGAACGGGAAAUAUCCGAAAUAUCGGAAAUUGUCGAUACUACUGAGAAAUAUUUAGACGAGGCUAAAGAAAAGACAGAUAACACUCUUCAGAAAGAGACUGCUACAACAUUGACGCCAUCAAUCUCCGACAAAGUAGAAAAGCCUUCAAUCGAAGACUCAAGUAAGGAAACAUCCAAAAAUUUCUCCGAUAAACGACCAUCAAUUGACGCACCAGAUAUUUCUAAAUCAAUUACACCAAGCUCAAAAAUAAUUGACGAGAAACUUGAAAUGAAAGAGAUUGAGCCUGCGGUUAAAGAAGAAAUCGAGGAACUACAACUUAAAAAAGUUGCUGAAGAAGUGAAAACAGAAACAAAGCUCGCAGAUGCAACAGGUUUCACACAAGAGCCGAAAGUAGAAUUACUUGAAGACGACAAGAAAUCUAAACCAUUAGAGACCACAGAAAUUAAAGAAGCUCCAAUAACUAAGGAAGAGAAGAGCCCUCAAGAAACAUUAGCAGCAAAUAUACCAAAACCAUUUGACGAUGGAACUGUUAAAAGGAUGCUGGUUACAGCAUGUAGCGAGGAUGGUAGAGAGGAAACUGAGAUCUGUCCAAACGGCAGCAUAACUUUUACGAAAACCGUCACUCCAGAUGAUUCUCUUAAGGAUGUAUCUGCUAAAUCUACACCAGAUAAAGAUUCAUUACUUUUAGAUAAAGACUCGCGUUCGGACAUAAGUACUCCCGAAAAGGAUAGUAUUUCCGAAAAAUCUGCGCCAGAAGGUAAGGAUAAGAUUACUCCGGAAGACAGCUUGGAAAAGUCACCUGCUGGUCCUCGUGAUUCACAGGAUCUUGAAGACAGUUUGGAAAAAUCAGAAUUGCAUAAGCCAAAGGUAUCACAGGAAUUAGAAGAUAUUACAAAAUCUCCUGUGGAAAAAGACUUGGAGGUAUCAGAUAAAAUUGCCGAAAAAGAUAUUCCGAAGUCGCCUAAAAAGGAACAAGUGGAACCGAAAUCUUCGACUAAGGAAGAUACAGAAAAAAUUGAAAAAGUGAAAUCUCCAGCUGAAGAAAAGAUCGAAAAACCUAGUUCUCCAGUUGAAAAAAUCGAAAAAUCACGAUCUUUUUCACCUCUUGAUACAACAACGCAGAAAUCUUCAAUAGAAUUAGCUGAAAAAUCAAAAUUUCCAAUCGAGAAGAUGCUUCCAGAACCUAAGAAAGAAGAAGCGAUUAGUAUUCCAAAGACACCUGAAUCGCUCCAUUCAGAGGACGUUUCACCAGCUGAGACAAUUUUCUCGAAGUCACCCACAGAUAAAUCUGAAAUGUAUUUUGCAAAGGUACCUAUUACCGAAGAAGAUAUUGCUAUUGAAAAAGACAUAAAAAAAUUACCUGAAUCUAUUAAAGAAAUUAAACCAGCCGUAGACAAAGAAUUACCAAUAUCUUUAGAAAAAUCCGAACAAGAUAUUAAAUCUCUCGAUAAAUCCCCUAGUAUUUUAAGUGAUAAAGUCGAUGAGAAAGAAACUGAUAAGUUGAAAUCGCCUAGUAUUAUGGAGAAAGAAACGAUAAGUGAAAAGUUGCCUAUUUUCGAGAGUGAACAUUAUGACGAAAAGGGACCAAUUGACGAAGCUAGAUCUCCAAGCGCGAUUAGCGAUAAAUCCGACGAGAAGAAAGAGGCCGAACGUUCCAAGUCACCGAGCAUAGCUGCGGAUAAGCCGGACCUUCAAGAUGUGACGGAACGUUAUUUAGAGAAACCAAAAUCUCCUAUUUUUGAUAGGCCAGAUUCGCCUAAAGCUAUUGAUAAGACUGAAGAAUCACAUGAUAAAGAUAGAUCUCCCAGUGUAGCUAGUGAUAAAUCAGAUAGCAAGAAAGUAAGUGACCGUUCUAGAUCACCAAGCGUUUCUGUAGAAAAAGUAGAUUUCGAGAGAACCCGAUCGCCUAGUGUCACAAGUGCUAAAGACGACAAACUGGAACAGUCUCCAGUAGCGAAAUCACCUGAAAUAUCAAAAGAUGUGUUGAAAUCUCCGAAACUUGAAGAAGAUAAAUCGGAUUUGAAAGAUAUAAUGCAACCUCCAUUAGACAAAUCACGAUCACCGAGUGUAACAAGCGGCAUUAGCGAAUCUAAAGAACCAGAUCGCUCAAAAUCACCCAGUAUCGCCGGCGAAAAACCUGAUAUGAAGGAUGUGACGGAUAUAUCGAUGGAGAAGUCAAGAUCUCCAAGUGUCAUCAGUGUUACGAGCGAGCAAAAAGAACCAGUUGAUCGCAGCAAGUCUCCGAGCAUCGCAGGAGAAAAAAUAGACUUAAAAGAUGUUGCAGAACCUGCAGAUCGGUCCAAAUCGCCAAGCGUAACUGAAGAAAAACCAGAUUUGAAGGAUGUCACCGCAGAGAAAUCGAGAUCUUCUAGUAUUACAGGAGAACAAAAGGAAUCGCUUAAUCGUUCUAAAUCUCCGAGUAUUGCUGGAGAGAAACUGGAUUUAAAGGAUGUCAUAGAACUAUCUGAUGAAAAAUCAAAAUCAGCAAUGAGUGCUAUGACUGAUUCGAAGGGACUCGAUGAUCGAUCGAAAUCGCCGAGCAGUACUGAUCUAACGGAUAUUACAGAACAAUCGUCGCUGGAUAAAUCCAAGUCACUUAGUGCCACGAGUAUUACGUCUGAUCAGAAAGAAUCAGUAGAAAAAGCAAAAUCGCCAAUUCCGGAUAAGAAGGAAGAACCUGACAGGAGCAAAUCUCCAAGCAUAACAAGUGAAAAGUCUGAUGAGAAGAAAUCUGUCGAUGGCUCGAAAGCGACCAGUGUUACGGAGGAAAAACCAGAUUUUAAAGACGUGAUGGAACCACCAGUCGAUAAAUCUAGAUCAUCAAGUAUUGCGAGUGAGAAAGCGGAAUUAUUUGAAAAAUCGACAUCGCCUGUUCCUGACAAAUUAGAACCACCUGUUGAUCGAAGCAAAUCUCCCAGUGUUGCUAGUGAUAAGUCCGAUGAGAAGACAUCGGAUGACAAGGGUAGUGUUAAAGAAUAUUAUGAAAGUACUGGUGACAAAUCCCCAAAUUUCGUCGACGUGAAAAUACCGCACGAAAAAGCUAUGGAGGAGAAACCUUCAACAGUUUCCGGAAAAAUGGACAUUAAGUCAGACGAUAUUAUAUCGCAUGACAGACCGGUAUCUCCAAGCAUUGUUUUUGAUAAGCCGAUAGAUGACAAUAAACAGCCAAUAGAGAAAAUAGAUGUCGACGGAUUAAAAACGUCUGGCGUAAUCGGCGAUUCAGAUUUUGUCGAUAAAACAAGAUCAUUAAGCAUUAUCAGUGAUAAGACAGAACCGAAAUCACCAUCUGAUAUCUCAAAGUCACCGAGUUUAGUCGACGAUCAAAAGGAUAAGUCUAGAUCAUCCAGUGUUGCCAGUGAGAGACUUGAUGAUAUUAAAGUUUCGCAAAUACCAGAAGCAAAGGGAGAACGAUCAAUUUCGCCAAGUUUAAUCGACGAUCAAAAGAACAAGUCUAGAUCAUCCAGUGUUGCCAGUGAGAGGCUUGAUGAUAUUAAAGUUUCACAAAUACCAGAAGCAAAGGGAGAACGAUCAAUUUCGCCCAGUUUGGAUACCGGAAAGAUCCCAAAAGAUGAAUCUGCUAAAUCGUCGCGAGCUAGUUCGCCAGUGGAUAAAACUCCGAAGGAUAGAUCACGUUCGCAAAGCGUCUUUGAUGCUGGUGAGAAAACACCGGCCAGAUCUAGAACAGCCAGUUUAUUCGAUGACAAAUUAUCAGAGAAGCCACUUUCUCAAGAGGAAAAACAUUUCGACACGGAGAAACCACUUGACGAGAAGGAUGAAUGUAAGAAAGAUAGUAAGAGUCCUAUAACUUCUCCUGAGACAAUCGAGAAAAAAAUGCAGAAGAUCCGCGAGAAACGAUUUGCCGAUUUUAAAGAACCAGAUGUCGGACAGCCGAGCAAGGUAGAGAAAUCAGACGAUGAAGAAGAAGAAGAUGUUAUUAAAGUGACAGCUGAGAAGAAGGCGGAGAUCGAGAAAUACAUCUUAGAUGAGUUCAUCGUGAGGAAAAGAAAGAUCAGUCUGACGGUAAUCGAGAGAUUAGUUAUGACGUAUUCGGUGCCCCAGUUUAUAGUGAUGGAGAUAAUAGAGGAUAUUAUUAACCGGCAAAAUAUGCCUAGAAGUGCAGUCUUCGAUUUCGUAGACGACGAAGCCUCCUCCAAGCCUCAAUACAGAAAAGAAUCCGAAACGGAACCGCUGGCACCGCAAGAAAGAGCGAAAGUAGAAGAAUAUAUUAUUGAAGAAUUUAUUAUAAAAAAUAAGAAGAUUACGCCGGAAGCCUUGGAAGAAAUGGUCAUUGUUAAAUCUGUGCCGCGAUACAUUCUCAUUACAAUUAUUGAAGAGAUCAUUAUGAAGAAAAAGAUACCUAGGAAUACCGUAAUUGAAGGAGACUUAGGAGAACCGGGAGAAAAAGAUCUGGACAUUUCUGAAAAAAGAGAGAAGCCUGUCAUGCCAGCUAGCGUGGAUUUCGAAAAAAUAACUCAAGAUGUUACUCAAGAGGACAUUCACGGUCAUGAAAAAUCAAGCGAUACUACGAAGGGCGAAAGUCUGGAUGGCAAAAUAUCUCCUGUAGGGAGCGAUCGAUAUGGCAGGGAUUCGAAAGCGGCGCUUUCUGCUAGCCCCAGCUUAAGUCCGGAACCUAUUCCUUCCGACAAAUCAACUCAGGAUAGUCCAGCUCGAUCAGAGCCGCAUAUAGAUGAGGAGAUCCUGAUAUCGGAAGAGAAGCGAAUGGAAAUCGAAAAACUCUUGGAGGAAGAAUAUAUAAAAAAAGGAAAGAAAAUUACGGAAGUGAUACUCGAAGAGAUAAUUAUCAUGACUUCUCUACCCAGGUAUAUUAUCCUAGAGAUAAUAGAGGAAAUUAUAUUAAAGAGGAAGAUCCCAAGAGAAUCUGUGAUCGAUGUGGAAAUUUAUCAAGAGGAAGAACCAGAAGACUACGAUAAGGCAAUGUAUCAUUACGAGAGAAGAUUAAGGGUAGAUUACGAACUGCCGCAUGAUGCUAGAGGUAUGUAUUCGGAAUCGGAUGAGCAACAGUUGGACAAAUCCGAUUAUCCACCGGAUUACGAGAGCCAGUUUCACAAGGCCUUCGUUGGUGGUAUGACGGAGAUGCGAACGACACAUAUAACCACAUUGUCUGGAAAAUCGACCCCGGAAUUUACACAUGACGCUGCUUCCAAAAUCGAACCAACCGGUAAAGUGCCUGAAAAGUUAUCGGAAUCUACUUUGACCACGACUCACAUAACGAAAACAGAUGUGGAAGACACGAAGGCUGUGCAAUCUGCUCAAACUGUUACGAUAUUGAGAGAAAGCAAGAUUGCGGAAACUGUCGAUAAAGAUAAACCUGAAGAAACUGCGGGGAUAGUUACAUCCGAUCAUGCAGCCGAAUCUGAUGACGACGUUAUUGUAAGUAAGACGACAAUCAAACAUGAAGUGAUUAAAGAGAAGGAAUCUGGGAAGACAACUAAAGUCAUGAAAGAAAUUGAACCACAAGAAACAAUCAAAGGAAUUAAACAGUCGAGUAUUCAACAAGAUGAGCCUGAAGCGAUUACCAAGAUUAUUAAGAAGGAAAUUAUGGAACAUGACGAGCCGGAAGUAGUCACUAAAGUUGUCAAACGCGAAAUUAUUGAGCAAGACGAGCCUGAAAUUAUCACAAAAGUGAUCAGACGCGAGAUUGUUAUCCCUGAUGAAGAAACCAGUGACUCGAAGGAAGAUUCUGACGAAUAUAUGAAGACUAUUACAACAACAACAACGCGAACAAUUGUGACAGAGGAAUUAGCAGAUACCGAAUUAGCGCAAGUUGAUCCUUCGAAAAUUUACACAGAUUCUACCUCAGGUUCAACUUACAAGGUUGUGAGCGACGAAGGUGCGUCUGACGCAGCCAGCGCCGAUAUAAAGCGAAUCGUGACGACUGUAACCACGAUUACUGGACCGGACGGAAAAGUUACCACAAAGACAGACGUCAAAGAGAGCACGGACACUUUGGCCGGCGAGGAAUUAUUAGAAAAAUUGACGGAAAGUACCAAACCUGCGGAAAAAAUUAUCAAGGAAACGAUUACGACUGUGACAUCGGGCACUACAACGCCCGAUGUAAAAGCCUUUUAUUCCGAUUCCGGUAAAUCAACACCUGACCUUAACCAUAAAGCUAAAUAUAUUGAAUAUCUACAACAUCUUGAACAUGAAGCUGAAGAAAUUGAACAUCUACAACACCUUAAGCAUGAAGCUAAACAUAUUGAACAUCUACAACACCUUAAGCAUGAAGCUAAAGAAAUUGAACAUCUACAACAUCUUGAACAUGAAGCUAAAGAAAUUGAACAUCUACAACACCUUAAGCAUGAAGCUAAACAUAUUGAACAUCUACAACAUCUAUCUACAAUAACAGAACGCUUAGACGCAGACAAAUUUGAACAUCCGGUGUCUCCUUUGAUACGAGAACUUAUAACUGAUGACAAAAGUUAUUCGGGUAAGUCUUCACCAGAUAUAUCGUUGCCUAAGGAUAUCGUCUUCAGUGGCAAAUCUACGCCAGAGGUUCCUACGUCGCCGUUGAUCAGAGACGGUGCUGUAGUUCAACCUCACGUAUCGGGUAGAUCGACGCCCGAUAAAAGACCCGAUUGUCGAUCCUCUACGAGCACACCGGAAGGAUUUAGAUCGGGCGAGAUGAUCCGAACUAUCGUUACGACUACAAAGACGGUAUCCGACGAAGGUGAAAUAGUAACGACCACCAGGGAGGUCACAGAAACGACAAAUGAGAAAGGCGAGACAGUUGUGUUGGCGGAAAAGACUGAUGUGAAGGUAGACGAACGUCUGCCAAGUAAAGAUGCCGCAGAAAGUGCGAUCAGUAGCAUUAUCGGCAGCAUUAAAUCUUCGGAAUUGCAACGUGGAGGAUCCGACGACGUAAUUAGCGAAAAAGAUCGUGGUCCAGCCAGUCCAUCGAGUGAACAUAGUAGCACACGUAGUAAAGUCAUGACACAACCAUGGGGUAGCAGCGAAGAACGACAUACUUAUUCUGACGAUGAACCACCCAGUUCGUCUCUUUCUUCAACUUCGCAAGUCGGAUAUUCACCGCAAACAACGCAUCGCUAUGAAUCAUCUUCUGAUAAACGAGAGGAGCAGAAACAAGUGGAAUUCUCGAUGGCCGCGAUGAGCAGCAGCUUCUACGGUGAGCUGCCAGCGGUACCGCCUCAGAUAUCUGCUAUGAAAACCUUCCACGGUGAGACUGGUAUGCAGAAAAGCAGUGAUCCCAUUCACAGUCGAUUCACAGUAGAAAAGGAGCCCGCCGGUGAUUACGGCGAAAAACCGGACGCAAAGAGAUAUGUCGACGAGGCCGAUCUUGAUUUUGAUAAAGCUCUGAUGGAUAAAGAGAUGAAGGAGCCCGGAGGGACCUUCAGCAGCGGAAUAGCGCCCAGGUACACGAAUGGUAGCCUUCGUCAUGAAGCUACCGACGAAAAAGAUCAUCCAUCAUCUUCGUUCCGGGAUGAUAAAGAUGAUUCAAAGGGUGACUCGAAAAAAGAUCCUUUGGAGGGAUGGGGAACCCCUCUUGGGCUGCCGUCUCCUAAACCGCCCAAAAAGUUUAAUCUGAAGAACUCUGCUCAAUCUCCAUCGUGCUCAAGUGAGGCAACUUCCGAUACUUUGAAUUUCGAUGUUGUAAAAAAUUGGGGAGAACCUCUUAGGCUGCCUUCUCCCGCACCAGUGACCAAUGAGAUAUCGAACAAGGGAGCACCUAGUACACCGAAAAAAGAACGGAAACAAGCGAAGAAGAUUCAGUCGGAGAAUAUCAAGAACAAAAAACGUUCGGAAAGCCCCGGUAAGAACGAGAAGAAGAUGAAAGAUUCAAAGAAUAAGGUCCAACCGGUUUACAUGGAUUUGGCGUAUGUGCCCCAUCACGGAAAUUCGUAUUACACAUCCUUAGAAUUCUUCAAGAGAGUGCGAGCGAGAUAUUACGUUUUUAGCGGCACCGAGCCCAGCCGGGAAGUCUAUGACGCUCUAUUGGAAGCUAAAAAGACUUGGGAGGACAAAGAUCUCGAGGUAACCAUGAUUCCGACCUACGACACCGAUACUUUGGGCUAUUGGGUCGCCGAUAACGAGGAAGCGCUCGCGGCGAACCACAUAGAUCUAUCGCCGUCCGCAUCCAGGUGUACUAUCAAUCUCCAGGAUCAUGAGACUAGUUGCAGCGCCUACAGGCUCGAGUUCUAGGGAUUGGCAGCCUGCUCAGCCGUAAUAGUCGAGUUCUGAGCGGCAUCCGGAAUGCGUUAUCAUUCUGCAUUUUCGGAUCCAUUUCUACAAGAGAAAAAAAAA
This is a messenger RNA of Trachymyrmex septentrionalis, 16044 nucleotides long. RefSeq names its product microtubule-associated protein futsch. Gene Ontology annotation, cellular component: synapse; dendrite; microtubule associated complex. The record is from RefSeq and is a predicted model, not a curated record. Gene Ontology annotation, molecular function: microtubule binding; actin binding. The transcript is spliced from 11 exons. Gene Ontology annotation, biological process: dendrite development; regulation of microtubule depolymerization; microtubule cytoskeleton organization. Bases 610 to 15942 code for a protein of 5110 amino acids. NCBI's taxonomy places the organism in Eukaryota, Metazoa, Arthropoda, Insecta, Hymenoptera, Formicidae.